Molecule: messenger RNA, 2122 nt
Organism: Alnus glutinosa
Lineage: Eukaryota; Viridiplantae; Streptophyta; Magnoliopsida; Fagales; Betulaceae
Exons: 1
Coding region: 36-1952 (638 amino acids)
Source: RefSeq, a predicted model, not a curated record
UCUCUCACUCUCUUUUUAGCAACAAAAAUUCAGCCAUGGCUGAGCAAGUCCAAGAAACAUCGCCGCAAGUGGUGAACAAGAACACGAGAUUGGGAGAGACUGACGUCCAAGAUUGCAGUCUAUGGCAUCGCUUGAUCUCCCGUCAAGAGUUGGAAAUCGAUGACCAGAAAGAUGUUAUUUGCUGCCUGUGCAGCCGACCAUUAUCGGGAAGUCCCUUCUACAAAUGCUUGAAAUGCAAUUUCCGCCAACAUAAAUCAUGCAUUGACCGACCACCCGGCAUAGAUCUUGAAAUCGAAGAUAAAUAUUGCUGGAAACGACAUCACUUGAUGCUCAUAGCCAUAGACAUCACUAUUAACGUUGUUUGCUCGGGAUGCAAGGAACCAAUAUUCGGUUUCGCCUAUAAAUGCUCCGUACCCGAAUGCGCCUUCUUUCUCCACAAAUUGUGCGGUGAUGGAUUGAAAGCGAUUCGGCACUUUAUGUGGCACCCAGAUCACUUCCUUCUUCUACAGCAGCCAUCAGCGGGUGAUAAAUAUUGUUCUGUUUGCCGCAAAAAUUGCAACGGGUCCUUCUUUUACCGUUGCGGCCUCUGUUCUUUCAACCUGGACGUCGUAUGUGCUUUGCGCUGGAGAACCAACGCCGACUAUUGCCUCAAACACAAACUUCUCCCCUUGCGGAAGGGGAUACAGUUGACUUGCGAAUCUUGUGGCAGGGAAGCCGAGGAUGACGGCUGCAUAUGUAGCGAAUGUCGAGUCUUGAUUCAUGGUAAGUGUGAUCGAUUUCCCCCCACCAUCAACACUAAUACACAUGAUCACUCUCUCGUUCGCACCUAUUCUCUAAUUUGUCAAGUCAAAAAACAGUACAACGUGUUCUGUAAACUCUGUUAUAAAAAGGUGAGAACAAAGUAUGCAGCUUAUUUUUGUCGGGAAUGUGGUUAUGUUGCCCACUUGAAAUGUGCAAAAGAUCAGCAAAGCUAUAAUGGCCAGGCCAGUAAUUCUGUUGAAUACCUACCUCAUUUGGUUCAUUUGGUCGAGGGAAUCGGUCUAGCGGAAGACCAAAAGGUUGGUCCUAGGGAGAUCAAGCAUUUCAGUCAUCCACAACAUCACUUAAUCCUCACAGAUGAAAAGCUCAUGGACGACACGCGUUGUGAGGGGUGUAUGCAUAUGAUCAUUGACGCCCCGUUUUACGGAUGUGUCCAAUGCAAUUUUUUUCUUCAUAAUAGAUGUGCUAAACUACCCUUAACGAUUAAACGAGGGCUAUUUCAUAAACAUUCACUCACCCUCCUCUCUCAGGCACCAUCUAAGGAUGAAUCGUUUUGGUGUGAUACUUGUGAGCGUGAUCGCCAUGGCUUCACCUAUAUGUGUGACAAAUGUGAAUACAACUUAGACGUUCAAUGUUGUUUAAUUCCGGAAACCCUUACACAUGAAGGUCACCAACACCCUCUCUUUCUUGCUGUAAGACGUUAUAAAACUUGCAAUGCUUGCGGUGAAAAGAGUACUGGUAGUAAUAUCUUUGUGUGCCAAAAAUGCAACUUCAAGUUAUGUAUUAGAUGCGCAACUCUUCCACUUGCAGGUAAGUAUCAGUGUCAUACACAUCUCCUACACCUCUCCUAUGCAAGUGAAGAUGAUUCGAAAGAAUAUUAUUGUAUGAUCUGUGAAGAAGAAAGAGAGCAUCCAGAUUAUUGGUUUUAUCAUUGUGUAAAAUGUAAGUUUACUGCUCAUACUCGAUGUAUUAUUGGGGAGAAUCCAUGCAUCAAGUUUGGAAAAACUUACGUAGAUGAAGCUCACCAACAUCCUCUCAAAUUUGUUCAAAAGUCUCAGCAUUCCCCUCCAUGCGAUGCCUGUGGCAAGUUCUUUGACGGUGUGGCUCUGGAGUGCACUCAAUGCAAAUUCAAUAUCCAUCCGAGAUUUUGUUGGGGGGGAUAUUGUUUAGAAAAAUAUUUUUCAGAUCUGUGACGAUGUGGCUCUAAGAAAAUUAUUUUUCUUAGCUUAAUUAGUCAAGUAUAUUUUCACGUGUUUGAAAGAUCGAGAGACCUCUAGAACCUCAGUCUAUAUAAUCUUGUGUAUAUUUGUAUUUGUUUGUAUGUCUACCUUCCAACGUUAAUAGAAAAAAAACUUGCUUCACA